Papaver somniferum (opium poppy) is the source of this 3333-nucleotide messenger RNA. RefSeq names its product ecotropic viral integration site 5 protein homolog. NCBI's taxonomy places the organism in Eukaryota, Viridiplantae, Streptophyta, Magnoliopsida, Ranunculales, Papaveraceae. The coding region runs from base 395 to 2839 and encodes 814 amino acids. The transcript has 18 exons. The record is from RefSeq and is a predicted model, not a curated record.
UUAUGGUAAUAAAACAGUUAAAAUGUACAGACAAAAUGUUUACUCCGUCCAUCAAGACAUAUCCACUUUCUCAACAAGAAGCAAGAAAUCUGAUCCAGCGUUUCGCGAUCUCCACUAAAUAAAAUCAGGCCCCUCCAUCCAUCCUCACAUCUACAAUUCUUCUUCUUCCUCUUCUUCUUCUCAUUUUAAGAAAUGAAGCACAUGUAGUUGUCACUUGUCAUGCAUCCUAAUUGGAUCGUGUGAUGGUAACCAUUUGCAUGUGAUGUGGUUCAUGCCUCUCUCCUCUCAUAGUAAUAGACAGAGAGAGAAUUUUCAGUUGCAGAUUUCAAGGUUCUUGUUAGUUUUUAUAAUCUGUGACACACACACACAAAUCUGAUCAAAAUCAGUUCCGAAGAUGAAGGAACACAAGAGGGACGCUUACGGCUUUUCUGUGAGACCUCAACACUUGCAGAGAUAUCGUGAAUAUGCUAAUAUAUAUAAGGAGGAAGAAGAAGAAAGAUCAGAACGAUGGAAAGACUUCUUGGAUAGGCAAGCAGAGCCUGCUCAACUACCCAUAAAUGGCUUGCACAAGGAGGAAGAAACUACUUCCUCACAUGCUGACGAUACGGUUCCAGAAGAAGAGACUGUUGUAAAAAAGGGUGUUGAAGAAGACGAUUCAAAUGAAACUAACUCUGUUUCUGAUGGUUCAAUUAACGAGGAGGUGGCAGAAGAAACAAAAGCAGACACUGAAACAGAAACAGAUAAAAAAUCACGCGUGGUACAAAUUUGGUCUCAAAUAAGACCGUCCCUUGGUGCCAUUGAGCACAUGAUGAGUUUACGCGUGAAGAAGAGGAAGAAUCUGUCCAAAGGUGAAAGUGGAAAUCAUCUUGCUUCCAUUGAAGAGGGGAAAUCAUCAAAAGGAUCAUCUGGGGAGGACUCUGAUGAUGAAUUCUAUGACGUUGAGAGAUCAGAUCCAGUUCAAGAUGCUUCUUCUGCUGACAACGCAAGUGCUCCUGGUGCUGGUAAUGAUGCAGACUUCCCCUGGAAAGAAGAGCUGGAGUGUCUUGUUCAGGGUGGCGUGCCAAUGGCUCUUAGAGGAGAGUUGUGGCAAGCCUUUGUGGGUGCAAAAGCACGUCGGGGAGAGACCUAUUAUCAAGAUCUGCUUGCUCGAGACGCUAGUGUUAUCAAGGACAACGAGUCUGAUGGUCCACUUUCUCACAACAUUUCAAGUACAGGUCAUGCAUGUCCACCUGAGAAAUGGAAAGGGCAGAUUGAGAAGGAUCUUCCUCGAACAUUUCCUGGCCAUCCUGCUUUAGAUGAGGACGGUAGAAAUGCUCUUAGGCGUUUACUUACAGCAUAUGCUAGGCAUAACCCCUCUGUUGGGUAUUGCCAGGCCAUGAAUUUCUUUGCUGGGUUACUCCUGCUUCUGAUGCCCGAAGAAAAUGCUUUCUGGACUUUGAUGGGUAUCAUUGAUGACUAUUUUGAUGGUUAUUUUUCAGAAGAAAUGAUUGAAUCCCAGGUCGACCAACUUGUUUUUGAGGAUUUGGUGCGAGAAAGAUUUCCCAAACUGGUUAAUCAUCUGGACUACCUAGGGGUGCAGGUGGCAUGGGUUACUGGACCCUGGUUUCUUUCGAUUUUUGUGAAUAUGCUUCCAUGGGAAAGUGUUCUUCGAGUCUGGGACGUGCUUCUGUUUGAAGGAAAUCGUAUUAUGUUAUUUCGGACGGCACUUGCUAUAAUGGAAUUAUAUGGUCCUGCACUGGUUACAACUAAGGAUGCUGGAGAUGCGGUUACUUUGUUGCAGUCACUUGCUGGGUCAACAUUUGACAGUAGUCAGCUUGUUUUGACUGCUUGUAUGGGUUUUCAGUUUGUAAAUGAAGUCAGAUUGCAAGAAUUGAGAGAGAAACAUCGUCCAUCGGUAGUAGCUGCUGUGGAAGAACGCGCCAAAGGUCUCCGCAUAUGGAAGAACUCCCAGGGUCUUGCUUCUAAACUUUACAGUUUCAAGCAUGACCCAGAAUCUCUGAUAACGGAAAGUAGCGCAACAGAAGUAUUACUUGAUACACAAACAAAUGGAUGUUUGGAGUCCGGGUCUAACAAUCUGGAUGAACUUUCCAAUGGUCUAACAGAGGAUUCAGCUGAGGAGUCUGUUCCAGAUCUUCAAGAACAAGUGGUAUGGUUGAAAGUGGAAUUGUGCAAAUUGUUAGAGGAGAAACGAUCAGCAGUUCUAAGGGCGGAAGAGUUGGAGACAGCACUUAUGGAAAUGGUUAAGCAGGAUAACAGACGGCAGUUGAGUGCAAGGGUUGAGUUAUUGGAGCAAGAGGUGGCUGAGUUACAUCAGGCCCUCACUGAUAAGCAAGAACAAGAACGUGCAAUGCUCCAGGUUCUAAUGCGGGUUGAGCAAGACCAAAAGGUAACCGAAGAUGCACGGAGGUUUGCUGAGCAAGAUGCAGCUGCUCAAAGAUAUGCGGCUACUGUUCUCCAGGAAAAAUAUGAAGAGGCUCAGGCAUUACUUGCACAAAUGGAGAAAAGGGCAGUCAUGGCAGAGUCAAUGCUGGAGGCUACCCUGCAGUACCAAUCUGGACAAGUAAAAGCACAACAAUCACCGAGGGCUGUAGCAGCUGACUCUGCAGUAGCGAAAUUAAAUCAGGAUUCCCCUCAGGAACUUCCCGCAAGGAAAAUCAGUUUGCUGUCAAGACCUUUUGGACUUGGCUGGCGUGGGAACAAGGGAAAGCCAGUCGAGGAGUCCAAACCAACUCCAGUUGAGGAGUCCAAUGGGAGGAACCCCUCCAUAGAAGAGGAACAAAGCAUUUCUGCUCAGCCAAAAGAUGUAAACAUGCAACCAGUAGCAAGUGAUGAGAAAUAGUGGCAAUUAGGUAAAGUAGUGACAGGAAUCUGAAAGUUUAAUGCCCUUGGUUGUAUGCUGAUAAGUCUGCUGCUGAUCUUCCUGCUUGUAUAAAUAUUCAUUGAGCAGUUCCACUUCAAGCAAGACCGGGCUACACGAGUGAAAAUUCAUUUAGCCUCCUCAAAAAAGUCGUUUUGUACAUUCUUGCAGAAAAACUUUACCCCAAUCCCUGAAAGGAAAAAGAAGGGUUCAAUUUUUGUGAGGAUGAUGAAAAUUUCCUCGUGUAGGGCCAACCAAUAAAAAUUCCCAACGGUGUUUGAACAUUGGGUUAUCUCCGGGGGGACUCCAGGAGGGGGCAAUGAGAGUUGAGAAUAAGAGAAAUAGUCGUGUAAAAUUUAGUUACUUUGGGAUAAAUUCUAUACAUGUAGGUAUUCCGAAUUUCUAUAUUCUAGAGUUACUCUGAACUGUAGUCAUUUUGAAUUUUUUAUGGCAACGUGAAACAAAAUCAAUGCUAA